Molecule: messenger RNA, 4674 nt
Organism: Colias croceus (clouded yellow)
Lineage: Eukaryota; Metazoa; Arthropoda; Insecta; Lepidoptera; Pieridae
Exons: 3
Coding region: 1-4674 (1557 amino acids)
Biological process (GO): DNA integration
Molecular function (GO): nucleic acid binding
Source: RefSeq, a predicted model, not a curated record
AUGAGUGGUGUCGAGCAGUUACUGGCCUUAUUGGAGGAUACGGCUUUAUUGUUACAAAAGGCGCAAACUAAUUUAAAAAAGUGUCCAAAACAACGACUGACGAAGGGGUACGUGGAAGCCCGCUUACAAAGUAUUGAGGAGUAUUGGAACACUUUUAAAGAGGCUCACAAUAGUUUGGUGAGAACAGUGCCUAAAGAAAAGAAGUCUGAAAUAUCGUAUUUUGUGAACGAAGAUUUUUUUGUAUUUGAAGAUCUUUAUUUAUGCAUCAAGGCCGAUCUAAAAGAUCUUUUAAUAAACGCUAAUAAGAGUCCUGCCUAUGGAACAAGUUUGGAAGUAGCAAAUAACGCAAACGAGCAGUUAAAGCUGCCUAAAAUCUUGCUACCGACGUUUUCGGGGUCAUAUGAAGAUUGGCCCUCGUACAGAGACAUGUUUCAGUCAUUGGUGCAUAAUAACUCCGCGCUUGGGGAUAAAUUGGACCCAGAGUCACAUAAAGAUUGGGAAGAGUAUGUCCAGAAUGAUACCGACAAAUUACCAAGUUGGGAACAAUUACAACAGUUUUUGCAAUUAAAAUUUCGUACUUUGGAGUUAUUAUCGCCAUCGACAUCUAAAGAAAGGUCAUUCCAUAUAGCGACGCCCGCAGUGCAAUUUAAACCCUGUCCAAAAUGUCAACUAGAACAUGCUUUAUGCCACUGUAAAGAAUUUAUAUCACUUACACCACAACAAAAGAAUGAGUUUGUUCGUUCCAAUAAUAUUUGCUUUAAUUGUUUAUGCAGUGGGCAUGUGGUGAGCAAAUGUCGUUUGCGGGUUUCUUGUAAGGUAUGUCAACGGCGUCAUCAUUCUUUGUUGCAUCAGUCAAUGGCCGUGGUCAAACCCAGCAACAUAGAAUCGCACUUUAAUCAGGUGGAGGAUGAGAUAGACGAAGAACAGCAGGAGCAACACUUGGAGGAACAGGUUAACACUAUCUCUUCUUUCGUAGCAACCAAACAAGGUUCUGCUCUGCUAGCUACCGCUCUUGUCCCUGUUACAGAUGGCGCCGGCAGAAUAACUGUACUCCGCACGCUAAUAGACCAAGGCUCACAAGCGAACUUUAUAAGCGAACGAGCUGCUCAACUGCUUAAAGUUAAACGUAAACCAUUGGCUAUAGAUGUAAGUAUUACGGGAAUAGGAUCUACACAAACUAAGGUAAAACACACGGUGGGAUUAGAGCUUUUAUCAAGAUAUGACGACAAGUUCCAACUGUUCAUUGAUGCAUAUGUCAUUUCUACUACUCGUUUAACAAAUGUGUUACCAUCCAAACAUUUGAUAGACAGUGAAAAUUCAUGGUCACAUCUUCAAGGUCUUGUAUUAGCCGAUCCCACAUACAAUAUACCUGGACGGAUUGAUAUGCUGCUGGGCGUAACCACAUAUGCACAAAUAAUCAAAGAACCUUUGAUCAAGGGUCCUCCUGGUUCACCAUGCGCACAAGAAACAAGCUUGGGAUGGAUAUUAUUCGGUUCCGUGUUAGACAAUACGGAAAUGAAAUCUAAUAAUGAAAUGCUAGUUAUGCACCAUCGUAUAGAUGUGGAUGAAAUGUUGCAAAGGUUGUGGGAGCUGGAUCCUGAAACAAACAAAAAAUUAAGCAUAGAAGAAGAAACAUGUGAACGAACAUAUAAAGAUACAUAUACAAGGACAGCGGAAGGAAGAUAUGUUGUAAAAUUACCUGUAAAACACGAACCCCCACGAGCAACACAAGGUGAUACCCGUGAUAUUUCAAUUUUCAGAUUUAAGCAAUUAGAAUCCAAAUUUGUCAAAUCCCCGGAUUUAAAGAGAGAGUAUAUAAAUGUGAUUAAUGAAUAUUUAAAGUUAAACCACAUGGAGGAAGUUCCCGAAAGCGAAAUUAAUAACCCAUCUAUUUACUUACCGCAUCAUGCAGUUAUUAGAGAAGCAAGUGAUACAACAAAAGUUAGAGUAGUUUUCAACGCGUCUGCAACAGGUAAAAAUAAUAUAUCGCUCAAUGACGACUUACUUGUUGGUCCACUGCUACAAGAAGAUAUGAGAUCCUUGAUUAUGAGAUGGCGACUUCGGAAAAUUGCCUUUGUCGCAGACAUAGAAAAAAUGUAUAGGCAAAUAUUAAUAAAAACAGAGGACGCUGACUAUCAAAGAAUUGUAUGGAGGAAUAGCAUUGAUGAACCUAUAAAGGAUUAUCGUUUAUUGACAGUUACUUUCGGCACAGCAUCGGCACCUUAUCUUGCUGUAAAAACUCUUCACCAAAUUGCUAACGAUGAAGGAGAAGGCUAUCCUGCGGCUGUUAAUGUAAUAAAAAAUGAUUUUUUUAUGGACGAUUUACUAUCCGGUCAGGAUUCGGUAGAAGAUGCUACAAAAAUAGCGAAACAAAUUUCAAAUAUACUUAGUAGAGGAGGAAUGAAAUUACAGAAAUGGUCAUCAAAUAAUAAGGAUUUUUUGAAAAACUUUUCUUCCGAUGAACUAAGCUCUCGCCUGAGUAUAGAUUUUAAGUUUGAAGGAACAGUAAAGACGUUAGGGCUAUCAUGGAAUGUGGUCGAUGAUACUUUACAUUAUUAUGCUGACUUACCUGCGUCACCGGCAAACAUAACCAAAAGAACCAUACUCUCGGAGAUUCAACGCUUGUUUGAUCCUCUCGUGCAUGGCUUUUGUGAUGCAUCUUCAAAGGCAUAUGGCGCAGUAGCUUACCUGAGAGUCAAAGUAGAAAAUAAUACAUAUGUUACAGGCAUUAUAGCUGCGAAGAGUCGCGUUGCACCUGUUAAACCUGUAUCCCUGCCUCGUUUAGAAUUAUGUGGCGCAGUUUUACUUGCCAAAUUAUUAAAACAAAUAAGUGACGCUACACACAUACCAACCGAUCGGAUAUAUGGUUGGACAGAUUCAACCGUAGUUUUGUCCUGGCUUCAAGGAGAUCUUUCUCGAUGGCAAACCUUUGUACGGAAUCGGGUUGCAACUAUAUUAGAAACUAUAGGAAAUAAAUGGUACCACGUACCUUCUGUAGAAAAUCCUGCCGAUGUUGCUUCACGUGGAAUGUUAUUACCUGAACUUAAAAAUUGUAAAUUAUGGUGGGAAGGUCCAAAAUGGCUACGAGAUGAGCAGCUUUCUUUGAAAAAUUCCGUUUAUAACACUAACCUAGAAAAAAGGAAAAAUAUUAUAGCAAAUACAAAAAUAGUAGAUGAGGCACAUUGGUCAAAUAAAUUUAAAAAUUUUAAUAACUUAUAUGAAUUACUGAGAGCAAUAGUCUAUUGCACACGGUUUCUGAAUGUAAGGAAAAUUAAAGAAGUUAAGGCUAUAACUACAAAUGAGCUACAUGACAGUUUAAACAAAUGUGUAAGAUUAGACCAAAGGGAAUCUUUUUCAGUAGAAAUAGAAGAUUUAAAACAAAGGAAAGAAAUAAAACGCAACAGUUGUAUUAAAAAUCUUAAUCCUUACCUGGACGCUGAAAAUAUUCUCAGGGUGGGCGGCAGACUCAGGCAUGCCCAUCUUGUAGAAAUCGAGAAACAUCCCAUGAUUUUAAGCAAUAAGAGCUGUUUAACUACUUUAAUAAUAGCUGAUGCACACAAAAAGACGCUACACGGUGGUACACAAUUGACUAUAAAUUAUAUAAGAAGCCGUUUUUGGAUUAUUAAAAUUAAAUCACUUGUUUCAUCAUAUAUCAAUAAGGGCUUUAUAUGUGCGAGACUUAAAGCAAAACCCAGAUUACAAAUUAUGGGAGACUUACCUGAGAUGAGGGUGACUCCGUCACGGCCAUUUUUACACUCCGGCGUAGAUUUUGCUGGUCCACUGCAAAUUUUAACUUCAAGGGGUAGAGGGUCCAAAACCAAUAAGGCAUACAUUUGCAUAUUUGUAUGUAUGUCUACCAAAGCAGUUCAUUUGGAAUUAGUUGGGGAUUUAAGCACUGAUUCUUUCUUAGGCGCGUUAAAACGUUUUGUAGCUCGAAGGGGAAGAUGUAGCCACAUUUGGAGCGAUCAAGGCACUAAUUUUGUAGGUGCCAACAAGGAAUUGUUGGAGCUGUUCCAACAGGCUAAUUUACAAAUACCAGGCCAUCUACCAGCUACUUUAGCAGAAGAUGGCAUACAAUGGCACUUCAAUCCACCUUACAGUCCAAAUUUUGGAGGCUUAUGGGAAGCGGGGGUGAAAUCCAUCAAAUAUCACUUGCGAAGAAUUUUAGAUAAGCAUCUAACUUUCGAAGAGAUGACAACAUUACUGUGCCAGAUAGAAGCAUGCUUAAAUUCCAGACCGUUGUGUCCAAUCGACAAUACAGAUACCGAUAAUUUGAAUAUUCUUACACCUGGUCACUUUCUCAUUGGUGAAGCCCCAUUCAAUAUACCAGAACCAGACUUGAGAGACAUAAACCUUAACAGACUUUCACGAUGGCAGUAUGCACAAAGGUUACUACAAGACUUUUGGAAGAGAUGGCAAACAGAAUAUUUGUCACGUCUACAGCAACGACCCAAAUGGCUAAAACGACAAGAUGAAUUCAAAGUGGGAGAUGUGGUUCUGGUCGUGGAAGAACAUUUACCUCCUGGUAAAUGGGCUUUAGGUCGUAUCCUAGAAAAACAUUCGGGAGCAGACGGGAUAUGUCGUGUGUAUUCUUUAAAAUGCCGCGGAAAAUUGAUGAAGCGAUCAAUUUCCAAAUUAUGCCCAUUACCUAUAAAUAAUGACUUGGAUUUUUGA